Melitaea cinxia (Glanville fritillary) is the source of this 840-nucleotide messenger RNA. It is a transcript of the gene Manf, whose product is annotated as mesencephalic astrocyte-derived neurotrophic factor homolog. Gene Ontology annotation, biological process: neuron projection development; dopaminergic neuron differentiation. The transcript is spliced from 2 exons. Gene Ontology annotation, cellular component: endoplasmic reticulum. Lineage: Eukaryota; Metazoa; Arthropoda; Insecta; Lepidoptera; Nymphalidae. Bases 132 to 653 code for a protein of 173 amino acids. The record is from RefSeq and is a predicted model, not a curated record.
AAGUAAAGCUGUCAACGUCUUAAAUGAAUGGACGAGACUCUUCUACCACAUCAGUUCAAUAUUACUAUUUUGCUGCUUUGCAUUUCGUGAAAGUCAUAAUUUAUAUUUUCUGUUAUACAAAAUAAUUUAAAAUGCAUAAACCCAGGCUGUUUCAUUUAUUACUUUUCGUAGCAGUUCUACAAACAGUUUUAGCAUUAAGAGAAGGCGAAUGCGAAGUCUGUGUAAAAACUGUAGAUAAAUUUGCAGCCACGUUAUCAGAUGACGUUAAAAAGGACCCAAAACUCAUCGAAGCAGAAUUUAAAAAGUUUUGCAAAGGCACAAAGAACAAGGAAAAUCGUUUCUGUUAUUACUUGGGAGGAUUAGAAGAGUCCGCCACCGGCAUUUUAGGAGAACUUUCGAAACCUCUCAGUUGGUCGAUGCCUUCGGAUAAAAUUUGUGAGAAACUGAGAAAAAAGGACGCUCAAAUUUGUGAUCUGCGGUUUGAUAAACAAAUUGAUUUAAAUAAUGUCGAUCUUAAAAAACUUAAGGUUAGAGAUCUGAGGAAGAUUCUGAAUGAUUGGGACGAGGUCUGUGAUGGUUGUAUCGAAAAAACUGAUUUCAUCAAGAGGAUAGAGGAACUUAAACCGAAGUACAUGGGCAGAUCUGACUUGUAAUAAGCCCAUUUUGUAGAGCAAUAGCAGUUUUGGACAUGUGAUACCUCAUUUGAGUGUGUAAAUCAGCAGAAUUCCAAGGGAUUAUUAACUUGUUGCGUAAGAUGUGAUUCUGUGGGUGUAUGCAUGAGAGUUGUAUGCAUUUAUGGUAGAAUAAAUUAUUAAUAAAAUUUAAGUAAUAUUUUUUUCA